CUUUGCUAUAAAUUAUUUACAGUGCUACCGGAGCAACCAGUGGUUCUGGAUCGCUGGGGACGGUUGAUGAAUGGAACCAAGCUUGGACCCAAGGAGGAAGGCGAUGACGUCGUUAUCACAUGUCGCGUUUCAGGAGGUCGACCGCAGCCCGAAGUACGGUGGUUGAUCAACGGCAUUAUUGUGGACGACCAGUACGAACAAAAUUCCGGCGAUAUAAUAGAAAAUCGGUUGCUGUGGCCGACAAUCCAGCGCAGCGAUCUAAAUUCGAUAUUUACCUGCCAGACCAUGAACACUAAGCUCGUCGAAGCGAAGGAAACUAGUUACGUGCUGGAUUUACAUUUAAAACCACUGUCGGUGAAAAUAAUUGAUCCACCGCAAGCACUGGUGGCGGAGAAUCGUUACGAAGUGUCCUGUCGAAGCUGGGGCUCCAGACCUCACGCCAUCAUAACUUGGUACAAGGGUAAACGUGAAAUGACGCACACCAAGGACGAUACCCAGAACCACAACACCACCGUCUCCACGCUGAUAUUCUCGCCGAAAAUCGAUGACGAUGGCAAAAAUAUGACAUGCAGAGCGGAGAACCCCUCCGUCAAGGGGUGGUUCCUGCAAACUACCUGGAAAAUGAAUGUUGUCUAUGCUCCACUCGUUUCGAUCCAACUGGGUUCCACAUUGGUCGCCGACGAUAUCAAGGAGGGAGACGAUGUUUACUUCGAGUGCCACGUGAAAUCAAACCCUUCCUGGAAGAAACUGCUGUGGUUCCAUGAUGUAAGUUGUGUUUUUAAGAUUGUUUUAGGUAAAGGGUUGCAAAGUAUGAAAAAUGUAUACGGUUUUUGCUGUCCAAACAUGCAAGCGCAUUUUUGUGGGUCGCUUUCAUUACAAUAAAUGUAGAACAGUUUG
Aedes aegypti (yellow fever mosquito) is the source of this 897-nucleotide messenger RNA. Its product is annotated as nephrin-like. NCBI's taxonomy places the organism in Eukaryota, Metazoa, Arthropoda, Insecta, Diptera, Culicidae. The annotation marks the transcript as partial. The transcript has 4 exons. The record is from RefSeq and is a predicted model, not a curated record.